AUUUUGUUUAAAUGAAACAAAAAUAUUUUAAUGCCGCGCAAGAUUAGUACGUCAUUUUCAUGCGCCGGAUAUUCUCCAGCAACGUGUUGAAGGAAAUUUCACGUGUGGAAACCCGAAAGUCUGAAGUCAAAAAGCAUCGAUUAGUGGUUGUAGCUGAGAGUUGGAGUCAUGGGUCGGAAGCUUGAUCCCACCAACAAGGUGAAGAGGGGGCCGGGUAAGAAAGCCAAAAAGCAGCAGGGAGCAGAGGUUGAGUUGGCCAACUUCAUAGAUACAGAAGAAGAUGCAGGACCAAAACGUUUGUCAAGUAGAUCCAGAAAAAGAGCUGCUAAGAGAGUUGAGAACCUGAAAAAGCCAGAAAAUGUUGCUGAGAAACAACCCAAAAAAGGAUACAGUGAUGACAACAGUAAAUGGUUGAAACCUACAAAGAGGAAGCGCAAAAUGGAUGAGCCUGAAAGUGAGGAUGACAGCGAGGAGAUGUGGGAAGAUGAGGAAGAGGAAGAGCAGGUGCUUCUGCCGAAGAAGGGAGGAAAAGAACAAGAAAAAAAAAGUGCAGAUUUGGGAUUAAAAAACCUGGAAGAUGAUGAUGAUGAAGAAGAAAUGGUUGACGACUAUGGUGCAGAAGAUGAUGGCAGUGGACAGGAAGAGGAAGACGAAGAGGAGAACAGUGAUGGAGAUGAUCUUCUUCCAAUCGAACGUGCUGCCAAAAAAGAGAAAAAACUGAAGGAAUCCAUGGGUCUAAGCAGUGACGAUGAUAAUGAAGAGGAGGAAGAGGAUGAUGACGAUAGUGAUGAAAAGCAUGAAUCAGAUUCUGACAUGUAUGAGGAGGAAACAAUCCAAACUAACGCGGAUGAUUUUGAUACCUUCCGACUUCCCUCGGCUGAGGAGAGUGAGAAGGAGGGUGCCCUGUCUCUGGACCUGAAGGGAGUCCAUCAGAGAAUAAAGGACAACAUUGAUGUCCUCUGUAAUUUCUCAGCAAAAAGGGAAGAGGGGAAAGCCAGAGUGGAUUACCUCUCUCUUCUGAGGAAAGACCUUUGUACUUAUUAUAGCUACAACGAAUUCCUCGUUGAGAAAUUAAUGGACCUCUUCCCUCUCUCAGAGCUUGUUGACUUCCUGGAAGCCAAUGAAAUUCAGAGACCAGUCACAAUUCGAACCAACACGCUGAAAACAAGGAGGCGGGACCUUGCACAGGCUCUGAUCAACAGAGGAGUUAACCUGGACCCACUGGGGAAAUGGUCCAAAGUGGGUUUGGUAAUCUAUGACUCCUCAGUACCUAUCGGUGCGACCCCGGAGUAUCUGGCCGGUCAUUACAUGCUGCAGGGAGCCUGCAGCUUUCUUCCUGUUAUGGCGCUCUCUCCACAGGAGGGGGAGCUGGUGCUGGACAUGAGCUCGGCCCCUGGAGGAAAGACCUCCUAUAUGGCUCAGCUGAUGAGAAACACAGGAGUGAUCGUAGCUAAUGAUGCUAAUGCUGAAAGACUGAAGAGCGUGGUGGGAAACCUUCACCGCCUCGGGGUCACUAACUCCGUGGUCAGCAAUUACGAUGGCAGGCAGUUCCCAAAGGUAAUGGGAGGGUUUGACAGAGUGCUGCUUGAUGCACCAUGCUCAGGCACAGGAGUUAUUGCAAAAGAUCCAGCUGUAAAGACCAGUAAGGAUGAGCCGGAUAUUCUGCGCUCUGCUCAUUUGCAAAAAGAACUGCUUCUAUCAGCUAUCGACUCCGUGAAUGCAACGUCUUCUACUGGAGGAUACCUGGUCUACUGCACAUGCUCAAUAAUGGUGGAGGAGAAUGAGUGGGUGGUGGACUACGCUUUGAAGAAAAGGAAUGUUAAACUAGUCCCAACCGGACUUGAUUUUGGGAAGGAAGGCUUCACCAGUUUCAAGAAAUUUAGAUUCCAUCCUUCCCUGCAACUCACCCGCCGUUUUUACCCACAUUCCCACAACAUGGAUGGAUUUUUUGUGGCCAAAUUUAAGAAGUUCUCUAAUGUAACCCCAUCAGCUUCAGUUGGGAAAGAAGAUGAGACAACAGAAGCUUCUGAGGCAACAGAAGCUACAGAUUCUCCGAAAGAUAACCCGUCCAAAAGCAAAGCAGCUAAUGAAACUGUGCUAGCAAAGACGGAUGCCCUAAAGCAAAAUGCCAAAGCUAAUGGAGCAGCAGCUAAAAAACCAGCAAACAUCAAGAUAAAAGGACAACAGGGCUCUCAGACUGGACCAAAGAAGGCAAAGAUUGCCAAAAUGGAUGGAGAGACUGUGAAAGGAGCCCAGGCAAAGAACCCUGCAAACAAGACUCCUGUCCAGACAACCGUACCAAAGACUGUCAAAAAAGAUGGAAGUAGAUUUGAGAAAAAGCAACCCAAAAAGGGGAAAUCACCCUUGAAGAUGAAGAACAAGAUGGGAAAGAAUAAAUUCAAAAAGAUGAAGCACAAGUUUCAAAAAAACAAAUAAUGUUUGACAUGUGAGCAGUGAAACAUUUCAGAUUACAAAGAAACUUUGUAGAGUCCUAUUAAAUACCUGACUCCCUUUCUCUACAUUUAAAUAUUCUUUGGGUCAAUGUUAUCUGUUUCAGAGUAAUGUGUUAAAUAUGGCUAUAUGCUGAUAGAUUUGAUUUUAAUGUUUUUUUUCUGUUUUAUCUGAUCUAUAAUGUUGUAGGUUUGCUGCAGGUGAACAUAACCUCCAUGAAAUAAUAAAUGUUUUAAGACUUCCAA
Molecule: messenger RNA, 2696 nt
Organism: Xiphophorus couchianus (Monterrey platyfish)
Lineage: Eukaryota; Metazoa; Chordata; Actinopteri; Cyprinodontiformes; Poeciliidae
Gene: nop2
Product: NOP2 nucleolar protein homolog (yeast)
Exons: 16
Coding region: 169-2436 (755 amino acids)
Biological process (GO): rRNA base methylation; maturation of LSU-rRNA
Cellular component (GO): nucleolus
Molecular function (GO): rRNA (cytosine-C5-)-methyltransferase activity; RNA binding
Source: RefSeq, a predicted model, not a curated record